CCAAACCCUGUCUGUGUGAUGUGGGGGGCGUUUGUUGAAACACAAGUGAACAUAGUCUUUAAUUAACCGUCCAAGAUGAAGGUUCUGUAUAUUUUACUAAUUUUAGUUUCUACAUUAAUAACUGACCAAGCCUAUGGCGAAAAAUGUGUCGAUUCCGAAAGCAAAUCGGCUGCUACAAGACUUUUGAACGAUUUAUUUUGCUCUUACGACAAAAACAUUAGACCCGUAUUAAACCAAAAAACACAAACUGUCGUUAACACUACUAUGUACUUUUUUGGUGUUCACAUGGACGAAGAGUGGAAUGUGUUAAAAUUGAGUAUUCAUCUCGUUAUGAUUUGGAAAGAUGAAUUUCUAACUUGGGAUCCAACUAAAUACGAAAACGUUGAAACUACGCAGCAACUGUCUUCCUCCGUUUGGCUACCAGAUAUUAUGUCAUACGAUACUGGUUUCGAUGGCGAUGAUAGUGAUCUAUUGUACUUUCUACCUACGAGCAGUGUAAAAAUUACAUACAAAGGCAUAGUGAAGUAUAAUCACCGUGUAACUUUCACUGCUCAAUGUUCAACAAAUAUAGCUCAUUGGCCUUUUGAUACACAUAAUUGCACUGUUAUAAUGGGAUCUCCUAUCUACACUAACUUGUAUGUAAACUAUUCGUUUCCAACUGGAUACUAUAAUCUAGAGUAUUAUACGGCUGAAAAAGAAUGGGAAAUGAAAAGUGUACAUCAGGAAUGUUAUCCGCUACAUUAUAUAAGCUUAAAUAAUUCAUAUGAACAUUGUCUUCUGCAGUAUGAAUUAACUAUAAAACGUUUUUCUUCAAUGUAUUUUUCAUCUGUUAUUAUUCCAGCUGCUGUUUUAUCAUUGAUGAGUACAUUUACAUUUUUAUUGGGUCGCGAAAUCAUGAUACGGAUAAUUUUACUUGCCUUAUUUUUUAUUUCUGAAUUAUUUUACAUACAGUUCUUAAAUACAAAAAUACCAAACAAUGGAUCGCAUCCAGUAUAUAUUGUUUUGUUGUACAGGAAUUGCUUAAUUCAAACUGCUAUAUCAUUAUUUAUCAGUGUUUUAAGUAAUGAGCUUUACAAGAGAGGCACAGACGAUUUUCCUCCUGAAAGUCCUGAAUGGCUUAAAUCUACAUCAGCAUUUUUAUUAAGUAGAAAGCCUAUUUCUAUGCUCACUAAUUUUGAUAAUCAGGGAGCUGAAUUAUUGGUAGAGAAAAUUAUUGAUGAAGAUUCUCCUAAUCGAUUGAGAGAUGAGAAUGCAAAGUUUUGGAAAACAUUGUCGAUCUUAGUAGAUCGCUUAUCUUUUAUAAUUACUUUAAUAUUAAUAUUUAUCAACUUUAUGUUUUUAAUACCGUAAUAUUAAAAUAAUAAAAUAAAAUACCUCAAAUUUAAUUUUUAUAGUUUUUUUUUUUAAAUGCAUAAUAUUAUUUAGUGUAAGAAUUUUUAAAGUUAAAUUAUUAUAUUAUUAUUUGUAAAUCCAGUUUUACUGUUAAGCAUUGAACUGUAAGAUUUGUUGACUUUUAUUAAUGUACUUAUGUAAUAUUAUAAAUAGAGUUUGACAAUACUUAUGAAAAUAGUUUUUAAAUUUAUUAUAGUAUAACAAUGUAUUAACACUUAUUUAGUGAUA
Adelges cooleyi (spruce gall adelgid) is the source of this 1620-nucleotide messenger RNA. RefSeq names its product acetylcholine receptor subunit alpha-1-B-like. Lineage: Eukaryota; Metazoa; Arthropoda; Insecta; Hemiptera; Adelgidae. Gene Ontology annotation, molecular function: transmembrane signaling receptor activity; extracellular ligand-gated monoatomic ion channel activity. Gene Ontology annotation, biological process: monoatomic ion transmembrane transport. The transcript has 9 exons. Bases 76 to 1350 code for a protein of 424 amino acids. Gene Ontology annotation, cellular component: membrane. The record is from RefSeq and is a predicted model, not a curated record.